Messenger RNA from Parnassius apollo (apollo), 666 nucleotides. The record is from the annotation of a GenBank genome assembly. NCBI's taxonomy places the organism in Eukaryota, Metazoa, Arthropoda, Insecta, Lepidoptera, Papilionidae.
AUGACCUUUUCGGAAUAUUCACAACUUAAACAACAAAUAGUAAUAACUGCAGGACAUAAUGAUAAACACAGUCAAAUAUUACGUGCACUGAAAGAGUAUUACAAAGACGAAAUUGAUUCACCUCGAAGAUAUGAACAAAUCAACACUAUAGGCCAAUUAAUAAGAAUAUUGGAAAUUAGAGAUGUGUUAUCCCAAGACAAUGUUGCAGCCUUAAAAGUAGUGGCCUCCAGACUUCCAAAUAAUAGUGAACUGUUAUGCAAAAUCAGUGAUUACGAAUCAUCUCAAAUACCAAGGGGAUACAUAAAUCAAUAUGAUAUUGAUAGACAACAAAAUAUUUCUAUCAAAGAACAAAAAGAAAUCCUCAAUGAUCAUGCAUGCGGACUAAUAAGUCCGAAGAAAAAGGAAAGAAUAAAUGAAACAAUUGUAGAAGAAAUUGGCACUUUCUGGCGAGACCUGGCUAGAAAUCUCAAAAUUAGAGAAUGUGUGAUUGAUGAAAUUGACGAUAAUAAUAAGAAGUUGUGUGACAAAGCUUCCAAACUUUUAACAAUUUAUCAGAAAAGAGCUGAUCCCCAACGAUGGUUUUUUGUUUUAUGUGAUGCUCUUGAAAAAAGUCGAAGAAAGGACAUAAGCAGAUCAUUACAAGAGAUAAUGUCUAUGAGGAUUUAA